AUGUUGCCGCAGGAGAAUGCUCAGGACAAUGCACUGAAUGACGAGUUGCCGUAUCUAACAAGGAAAUCGCAGUUCUCCGCCCGCCGCAUCACCGCCGACCACACCAAGUACCACCACGUGGUGGCCAACAUUCCACCUGCCACAGCGAGCGAGGUGCGCGACAUUCUGCUUGCCCCACCAGCCGAAGAUGCCUAUCGAGCGCUCAAAGAGACGCUGAUUCGCCGUCUAACCCCUUCGGAGCCGGAGUGCCUGCAGCAGCUGCUACGCGAGACCGAACUGGGCGACCGCCGACCCAGCCAACUGUUGCGCCACAUGCAGCAACUAGCGGGCUGCACAGCAGGUCUCGGCAGUCGCCUGGUGCAGGAGCUUUUCCUUCAAAGACUGCCCGCAACCGUGCGGAUAGGCGUCACGGCCUCCGGAAAGACGGACGUUUCCAAGAUCGCCGAAAUGGCUGACCGACUCAUGGCCGUCACCACGCCAGCAGUUGCCACAGUGCUCGCCGAAGCCUCGCCCUCCCCCGCCUUGCUGGAGAUUCGUGAGGAAAUUUCCCGCCUCGCCGAAACCGUCGCGGCACUACAGUCAAGCGGAAGCCAAAGCAUACGGCGGCGUGCUACAGAACAACAGCGGUAG
This is a messenger RNA of Rhipicephalus sanguineus (brown dog tick), 630 nucleotides long. RefSeq lists its product as uncharacterized. Lineage: Eukaryota; Metazoa; Arthropoda; Arachnida; Ixodida; Ixodidae. The transcript is spliced from 2 exons. Bases 1 to 630 code for a protein of 209 amino acids. The record is from RefSeq and is a predicted model, not a curated record.